UAACCGCCAUAAAUGUCAUUUUCUUGGUCAGCAUGGGAACACUUGGAAAUCUGCCGGGAAUUUUGGUGAAGAUUCUCCCCAAAAUCCUCCCGGUCCGUUCUGCCCAUACCUAUGUCCGGAUUGCAGACUUGAAGACAUGCAAACAGGGUGACAAUGUGACCAUUAAGGGAUGGAUCAAUAAUGCCCGGAAGAUGAAGAAAACAUCCUUUGUGGACAUUGUCGAUGGCUCAAGUGCUGCACCACUUCAAGUUGUUCUUGGGAAGGAACUAUCAGCAUCAGCAGAUGUGACAUUUGGUUCCUCCGUUGUGGCUUCUGGGACACUCGGAAGUACCCCAAAGGGACAAAUUGAGCUUCGUGCUGAGGAAUAUCACCUCAUUGGGGCAUGUCCCAUUGAUGAGGGCUUCCCAUUUGCUGCUAAGCACACCUACAGUCCGGAUUACCUGCGUGAGCACCUUCACCUACGCUCCCGGAUUCCAUCAUUUGCCGCCACUCUACGUGUCCGGAAUGCUGCUCAGCGGGCUUUUGUGGACUUCCUCCACAACCGAGGCUUUCUGCACAUUCACACCCCCGUUCUGACUGCCAGUGACUGCGAAGGAGCUGGUGAGGUGUUCCGUGUACGUCCAGACAGCGAUGAACUCCUCCGUGGGAUGCAGAAAGAGGAUGUUCCCCAGGAGGAAGCAUUCUUUGACCAUCGAACGUACCUCAGUGUCUCCGGGCAGCUCCAUCUGGAAGCUAUGGCUCAUGGCAUUGGGAAUUGCUUCACAUUUGGACCAACUUUCCGUGCUGAGAACAAUAAAUCCCCCAUUCAUCUCUCGGAAUUCUACAUGCUGGAAGCUGAGCAGGUUUUCACAUCAUCCCUGAGUGACUGUAUCCUCCUCAUUGGGGAUAUGGUGAGGAAUGUUACGCAGGAGUUGCUGGACAACUGCACAGAAGACAUCGCCCUCUGUCAUGGAGACUCAACUGGUGAUCUCUUCCCAUGGCUCAGGGAAUACCGUGAGUUCCCCGUGUUGACCUUCAGGGAAGCCGUGGAGAUUCUCCAGAAGAACACUGAGAGCCUCCGGGUUCCAAUUGUCCCAGAAGAGGGCUUGAUGAAGAGCCAUGAGCUCUUCCUCACGGAUUUCUGUCGUUCUCCCGUCUUCAUCGUCGACUGGCCACACACGCUCAAACCCUUCUAUAUGCGCCCUAAAGACACAGAUCCCACCCUCGUGGAUGCCCUGGACUUCCUCGUGCCACGUAUUGGGGAGCUCGUUGGAGGGAGUCUCCGAGAGAAUGACUACGAACGAUUGAAGAAGAAACUUCCCGCCGGGAGUGAAUGGUAUCUCAGUCUGAGACGCUUUGGAGGUAUCCCCACAGCAGGCUUUGGGAUGGGAUUUGAGCGGUACUUGCAGUUCCUCCUCAAUGUCCACAACAUUCGUGAUGUCAUCCCCUUCCCACGGUGGCCACACAGUUGCAACCUGUAGACUAAUGUGCUCGCAAUUUUUAUUUAAAUAAACUUAAAGCUAAAGGAAUGAUUCUGUUAGAAAGGAAAGUACUCUGCGUUGAUACCACCUGCUU
Molecule: messenger RNA, 1554 nt
Organism: Lutzomyia longipalpis
Lineage: Eukaryota; Metazoa; Arthropoda; Insecta; Diptera; Psychodidae
Gene: AsnRS-m
Product: probable asparagine--tRNA ligase, mitochondrial
Exons: 3
Coding region: 33-1460 (475 amino acids)
Biological process (GO): asparaginyl-tRNA aminoacylation
Cellular component (GO): mitochondrion
Molecular function (GO): nucleic acid binding; asparagine-tRNA ligase activity; ATP binding
Source: RefSeq, a predicted model, not a curated record